GCCAAAUGCGCGAUUAGCGCCGCCGCGAGAGAGGAUCGACCCAUCGCCUCGCGACGGAGGGGCCGGCCAUGCCGUCCGCGCAGGGGGAGCUGGUGCCUCCGUGGCUCAGGUCCAUCCCGCUGGCGCCUGAGUUCCGCCCCACCGCGGCCGAGUUCGCCGACCCCGUCGCCUACCUCCUCAAGAUCGAGCCCGCCGCGGCGCCCUUCGGCAUCUGCAAGGUCGUGCCGCCGCUCCCGCCGCCGCCCAAGCGGACCACGCUCGGCAACCUCUCCCGCUCCUUCGCCGCGCUCCACCCGGGCGACCCCUCGCCCACGUUCCCCACCCGGCACCAGGAGCUCGGCCUCUGCCCGCGCCGCCCGCGCCCCGCGCUCAAGCCCGUCUGGCACUCCUCCCGCCGCUACACGCUCCCGCAGUUCGAGGCCGAGGCAGGGGCCUCGCGGAAGGCGCUCCUCGCGCGCCUCGGCGUCCCCGCCUCCAGGCAGCUCUCGCCGCUCGACGUCGAGGCCCUCUUCUGGCGCUCCACCGCCGACCGCCCCGUCACCGUCGAGUACGCCAGCGACAUGCCCGGCUCGGGGUUCGCCCCCCGCGACGCACGCCCGACGCAGCUGCCCGCGGCCCACGUCGGCGAGACGGCCUGGAACAUGCGCGGCGUCGCCAGGAGCCCCGCGUCGCUGCUGCGGUUCCUGCGGGAGGAGGUGCCCGGGGUCACGUCGCCGAUGCUCUACGUCGCCAUGCUGUUCAGUUGGUUCGCGUGGCACGUAGAGGAUCACGACCUGCACAGCCUCAACUACCUGCAUUCCGGGGCUCCCAAGACGUGGUACGGGGUGCCGCGCGACGCUGCCCUCGCGUUCGAGGACGCGGUGCGCGUCCAUGGGUAUGGUGGCGAGGUGAACCCCUUAGAGACGUUUGCAAUGCUGGGUGACAAGACUACGGUGAUGUCCCCUGAAGUGCUCGUGCAAUCUGGGAUUCCCUGCUGCAGAUUAGUGCAGAAUGCAGGGGAGUUUGUGGUCACUUUCCCCGGAUCAUAUCACAGCGGUUUCAAUCACGGAUUCAACUAUGCGGAAGCAUCAAAUAUGGCUACUCCUGAAUGGUUGAGAGUUGCAAAAGAGGCUGCAGUUCGGAGAGCUUCAAUCAAUCGUCCUCCCAUGGUUUCACACUAUCAACUGCUCUAUGAACUUGCACUGUCGAUGUGCUUGAGGGAUCCAUCCAGCGGGGCUAUGGAACCACGAAGCUCUAGGUUGAAGGAGAAGAAGAAAAGUGAAGGUGAACAAUUGGUCAAAAAGAUAUUUGUCCAAAAUGUUAUUGAAGACAAUAAACUGCUUAACCAUUUUCUGAGUGAUGGGUCUUCUUGCACUAUUCUUCCAACUAGUCCCAAUGAUGGUUCUGCAGUAUCAAGUUUACUCUCAAAAUCACAGUCAACAACUAAACCCAGGAUAUCGGAUUGCCAGUGCAGUAGCGCAGAAGCUCCAAAAGACUCAAGAUGCUUACCAACAAAUGGGCUGCUUGGUAAGAAUGGGGAAUUGCCAUCAUCCAAAGAAAUUCCAAUGUCAGUUUGCUCAGGAGAGAAGUUCCCACCUACAGCGUGUAUGCAUGACUGUGUAAACAUGUCGGGCUCAUCAGAUGCAAACAAUGCAGAAAGUGAUAAGGGGGAUAUAAACAGUGCUGAUGGCCUUCUAGAUCAAGGUUUCUUAUCCUGUGUCACUUGCGGGAUUUUGAGUUUUUCAUGUGUGGCUGUCGUCAAACCAAGGGAGUGUGCAGCAAAAUGGUUGAUGUCUGCUGAUUCUAGUUUGAUCAAUAAACAAUUUGCUGGUUCUGGAGAAGGUCAUCUGAUAGAUGCAUUACAAAGUGCGACGACAAAUAGUGGAGUUUUACGAUCUGGUUUUGAAAUGGAUAGCAAUAGAAUAAGUUCAGGUGCUGCAGCCCUCAACAGGAAUUCUGCUCUUGACCUUUUGGCAUCUGCUUAUGGAGAUCCAUCAGAUUCUGAUGAUGAUGUUUUGAACAAAAAAAUUCAGGUCUCUAAUGUCUCCAGUGAAUUAAUAAGUCACACAAUUGAAUCACAGCCCAAUAAUACUUCAAGUAUCGGGUGUGAUGGAACUAACCUGUCGUCAAGUAGUAAAGAACACCAACAAAGACCAUCUUCUCAGAGGCCACAAUGUAUUGGUAACACAAACAAUGGACCAAAAGGUGUUCGUACAAGAAAUAAGUAUCAACUUAAGAUGGUGCUUUCUGAGGGGUUUCAACCAAAGGAUAUAUAUUCAGAAAUGCAAAAGAAGGUUCAAUGUGAACCAUUGAGCUCGAACAGGACUUCAACAGAGGGACUUCAUGGUACAGAUUGUCAAGCUGCCCAUAACAGUGCUACAAUCUGUAUGGAUGGUAACAGAAGCACUACGACUAUGGUGGACAACUUAGCUACAUCGAUUGUGCAACCUGAUAAGGAUUCAUCAAGAAUGCAUGUAUUUUGUCUUGAACAUGCUAUUGAGGUUGAGAAGCAACUUCAAACUAUUGGGGGUGCCCAUAUUUUUCUUUUGUGCCGUCCAGAAUAUCCCAAAAUAGAAGUAGAAGCCAAAUUGCUGGCUGAAGAAAUGGAAGUUGAGUAUGACUGGAAGGAUAUUCGUUUCAAAGAGGCAAGCAUCGAGGAUAGGGAGAAGAUGCGGGAAGUUGUGCAGGAUGAGGAAACAAUACCGACAAAUAGUGAUUGGGCUGUAAAACUGGGCAUUAAUCUUUAUUAUAGUGCUAAUCUUGCUAAGUCUCCUUUAUAUAACAAGCAAUUGCCAUACAAUAGAGUUAUCUAUAAGGCAUUUGGCUGCAGUUCUCCCAAUAACUCGCCAGUAAAGCUGAAGACUUAUGCCAGAAGGCAAGGCAGGGCGAAGAAAAUAGCCUUGGCUGGCAGGUGGUGCGGGAAAAUAUGGAUGUCAAACCAGGUCCAUCCAUACUUGGCUCACAGAAUCAAAAGUCAUGAGCCAGAUGAAAUAGAUGAAAUCUGUUCUUCUAUUCAGAAACCCAAUGCUGAACAUGUUGAAAAUUCAAGUAGAGAGGGCACCUCCACAAGAAAGAGUAGCAGCAGAGCAAUUGAAGAAAAAACAAGCAACAGGGAGAAAGAACCAUUGGAGAAAGCAAAAUCCAAGAAGCCAAAACAUACUGAAGAGGACGAUUUGAAAGCAUUAGAAGGUGCUGCAGAGGCCUCCGCAAGAAAGAGUAACAGCAGAACAGAUGAAGAAAAUGCAAGCAAGCGGAAGAAAGAACCUGUGGAGAAAGCGAACACAAAAAAGCCAAAAUAUACUGAAGAGGAAAAUUCAAAGUCAAUGAAAGGUGCUUCGGAAGUCUCUCCCCCCUCACCAUCUAGGAUGGUAAUCCGUAGCAGCUCCAGGAUUGCCAAUAGGAAAAACAUGCUGAAAUCAAAGAUGGAAGAAGAGGAUAAUGAUCCAGCUAGCCAUCCAAAGGCAAUGGUUGAAGAGGAUAGUGAUGAUCCUGCUAGCCAUUCAAGAGCUAGAGGAGCGCUAAGGCAGAAGACAAACAUAGAUGUGAAGAAACAAACGAAGAAAACUAGAGCAGAAAAGCAAAAGGCUUCAAGCCCAGCUGCUCUGAAGGAUGAAGAGCGAACGUCGGAAUGCAAGGAACUUUCUUUCACAAAACAGCAGCUAUCUUCACGCAAGCAGAAGACUAAAGUAGAAGAAAAGCAGCAAAUGAAGAAAACUAGAGAAAAUAAAGGAGCUCCUCCAAGUUCUCCGAAGCAUGGUGAAGAGUAUGCAUGCAACAUUGAAGGCUGCUCCAUGAGUUUCGGCACAAAACAGGAGCUGUCUCUGCAUAAGCGUGACAUCUGCCCAGUGAAGGGCUGUGGCAGGAAGUUCUUCUCGCACAAGUACCUGCUGCAGCACCGCAAGGUUCACAACGAUGACCGUCCACUGAAAUGCUCGUGGACGGGCUGUGACAUGGCGUUCAAGUGGCCAUGGGCUAGGACAGAGCACAUGAGGGUGCAUACAGGCGACAGGCCCUAUGUUUGCCCCGAGCCAGGGUGUGAACAGACAUUCAGGUUCGUCUCUGAUUUCAGCCGCCACAAGCGCAGGACUGGCCAUGCAGCAAAGAAGGCCAAAACAAAGAAGUGAGGCAAAGCAGCAGUAGCUUACAGUAGUAGUGAAGGAAUAGGAGAAAGUUUGUACAUUCCGUUAGCACCCAGAGCCCAUGUUGGUCUCUGCUCACAGUUUGGAGGAAUUCUAAUGGACCCACAAUUAGUGUGGUUCCGUGUCAGUAAUUUGGUUAUCAUUAACAAAUUAUCAUGGUCUCUGCUGACUUGAAAUCCAUGGUUAAGGUUAAGUAGCA
This is a messenger RNA of Panicum hallii, 4317 nucleotides long. Its product is annotated as lysine-specific demethylase JMJ705-like. The transcript is spliced from 7 exons. Gene Ontology annotation, biological process: chromatin remodeling. The coding region runs from base 69 to 4103 and encodes 1344 amino acids. Gene Ontology annotation, molecular function: histone H3K4me/H3K4me2/H3K4me3 demethylase activity. Lineage: Eukaryota; Viridiplantae; Streptophyta; Magnoliopsida; Poales; Poaceae. Gene Ontology annotation, cellular component: nucleus. The record is from RefSeq and is a predicted model, not a curated record.